Molecule: messenger RNA, 1980 nt
Organism: Ophidiomyces ophidiicola
Lineage: Eukaryota; Fungi; Ascomycota; Eurotiomycetes; Onygenales; Onygenaceae
Exons: 6
Coding region: 1-1980 (659 amino acids)
Biological process (GO): carbohydrate metabolic process; transmembrane transport
Molecular function (GO): transmembrane transporter activity; carbohydrate binding; isomerase activity
Source: RefSeq, a predicted model, not a curated record
AUGGAUCGCUCAAACAAGCCCGCUGCUAUUCCGGUUACCUCCUCUCUUCCACAGCCGGCAGUCAACAUUGACGACAGCACCGUCCACGCAUCGCUGGCUUCAGGGGAGUCCGUCGUGGUUCACCUCUUUGGCGCUACAGUGACGUCCUGGAAACUUGCCAAUGGACGCGAGUUGCUCUUUCUGAGCGAGAAAGCUCACUUAGACGGCUCAAAACCAAUCCGCGGCGGAAUUCCACUCGUGUUCCCUGUGUUCGGGCCCCCUCCCAAAAAUCAUGCCACGUCAACACUACCUCAGCAUGGCUUUGUGCGUAAUUCUCUCUGGGAAUUUCUCGGCAAAUCCACAUCUGAAUCUGAAAACGGAGCUAGCAUCAAGCUUGAUUUUGGUCUCUCUCACUCUAUGCUGAGUGAAAAGUUCAAGAAUGAUUGGUCAUACGAAUUUGGCCUGGUAUACAGUGUUACUCUUAGCAAACGAAGCCUAGAGACUUCCCUACGAGUCGAGAAUCGGGGCUCUAAAGCAUUUGAAUUCCAAACACUACUGCAUUCGUAUUUCAGAGUUGAGGAUAUUUCCCAGAUUCAUAUACAGAACCUCCAGUCAAAGACAUAUGUCGAUAAAGUACGGAAUGCGGAGACGUUCACAGAGUCCUUCUCUGCACUGGCUAUUGAAGGCGAGGUAGAUCGUGUUUAUCAAUCUCUAGACCCCACUGUACCUAUUAUCGUGGCUUCGGGGUCUGACAAUAAGCCGAUUUACUCAAUCACCCGAGAGUCGUUGAAUGACAUUGUUGUGUGGAAUCCUUGGAUUGAAAAGGCAAAAGGAAUGGCUGAUUUUGCUCCUGAUGAGGCAUACAAAAACAUGAUUUGCGUAGAAGCAGGAUCAGUGGUUGGCUGGCAAACUCUCGAAUCAGGCGAUACCUGGGAAGGAGGGCAAACUGCUAUGAGGAAUGUGUUCUAUAUGGGAUCACAAAGAGAACCCGGAAACCCAGUUCCCAAAGCACGCUCGAAUACAGCUGAGUGUGGAGGCUACAAUUCUGUAUGCAACAGUAACGAACAGGCCCAGGCGAGAAGUGAUGGGCCAAAUAUCAAUCUGCGCGGACCCGUGGGCGGGGCAUCGCCUGCAAACGGAAUGCCCUAUAUAGCAGAAGAGCUUCAACGCAGCUCAAACACGGAUGACACUGCUCCUCGUCCUCCUCCACCCCGGCCCCCUUUACGCUCGUCUUCCUUCCAUAGACGGCGGCGAUAUUCUUAUGACGAAGAAGAUGAGACCAACACUCUCAACACCUCUGAAAGCUCCGACGAAACCCCAGUAUCAUGGUGUUCGCUCCCGAAAAAGGGCCAGCUUGCCGUUCUUACGAUUGCUCGUUUAUCAGAGCCGCUUGCCCAAACGUCUCUCCAAGCUUACGUAUUCCAUCAAGUGAGAUCAUUCGAUCCCUCACUCUCAGAUGCUACAGUCUCGGCACAGGCUGGUGUUCUACAAGCUUGCUUUACUGCCGCGCAGUUCGUGACUGGUGUUUUAUGGGGCCGACUGGCAGAUACAGCCAUUUUUGGAAGAAAGGGAGUGUUACUGAUAGGUUUAUUUGGAGCCGCGAUGGCAUCCACUGGUUUCGGGUUCUCCAGGUCUCUCACAGCGGCCAUCACGUUUCGAACACUGGGGGGUGCGCUUAAUAGCAAUGUAGGGGUCAUGAGAACGAUGAUAGCAGAAAUUAUCGAAGGCAAAAAGUACCAGUCGCGGGCAUUCCUUAUCCUGCCAAUGUGUUUUAACGUUGGCAUCAUCAUUGGGCCGAUUCUCGGUGGAAUCUUAGCAGAUCCCAUUAAAACAUACCCUGGCAUAUUUGGCCCAGGAACACUAUUAGGUGGUAAAGAGGGCAUCUGGUGGAUGGAAAAGUGGCCAUAUGCAUUGCCAAAUCUGGUCAGCGCGAUGUUCAUGUUCAUCGCUCUAGUUGCCGUAUUCCUGGGGCUAGAUGAAGUGAGUGUCGAUAACCCGUAG